AUGUUUAACAUGUUAUUGGUCAUGGUUAAAAUGUUAUUGGUCAUUGUAGGUGGCUGCGUUUCCACUAGGGUCGUCGCCAAUACAACGUUCCCGGUUCGUGACGACCAGGCAGGAACAGCAUUUAGAUAUCUCAAAUUUGCUCUUGUUACCUUUUCCCUAUAUACCUUGUUCCACACCGUCCACAACGCCUCCAAUAUUGUCGGGUCUUAUCUAUUCCGAGACGGUGGAAAUAUCGUCGAGUCGGCAUAUUACCCUGUAUUUCGGGUUCUUCGCUUUUGCUCAGGGAUCUCUAUAGGAAUUUCCCAGAGAUGCGAGUUGUACAUGGACAUCUUUAUCGGAAUUAUCCUCCUUCGUCUAAUUACUGCUAUCCUCACUGUUCGUUUCAGAAGCACUGGACCUGCCGUCAAGAGCAUUCAAUUUGCUUCCUACAUCAUAUCUUUUGGGCUGGUCGCUCCGGCUCUCGUUAAACUUGCCCUUGACUUUGUCAUUAUACGUGAGAUGUACCCAGAUGGUGAAUCAGAGAUUCCCUUUUCCCUGUUCAAUGCGGCGUUCCACCAUGUUUUCAUGCAAGUUCUUUUUAUCAUGUCUGUUCCGGUUGUUGCUGGAGCCGUCAUGGUGAAAAUACAGACAAGUGAUGACAAGAGUCUUACUUGGGCCUCUACUAUGCUUGUCGCUGCUUCUGUCAUCUGGCUAACGCACACAUUCAUGCAAGCUUUUGGAAUCUGGUACUUUAAUGGCCACGCUGUCUUCGACUAUUUGGACGUCGCUUUUGGCAUUUGGUCACAGAUUUUGGUUUUAAUAUUAGUUUAUGCCAUGUGGCUUGAUAGAGCCAACGGGACCUGGUCUAAACAGAAUUAUUUGACACAGGCUCAGAAGAUCCAGUAG
Fusarium poae is the source of this 885-nucleotide messenger RNA. RefSeq lists its product as uncharacterized. NCBI's taxonomy places the organism in Eukaryota, Fungi, Ascomycota, Sordariomycetes, Hypocreales, Nectriaceae. The record is from RefSeq and is a predicted model, not a curated record. The transcript is spliced from 3 exons. Bases 1 to 885 code for a protein of 294 amino acids.